Drosophila subobscura is the source of this 704-nucleotide messenger RNA. Its product is annotated as probable RNA-binding protein EIF1AD. Gene Ontology annotation, biological process: translational initiation. The record is from RefSeq and is a predicted model, not a curated record. Gene Ontology annotation, molecular function: RNA binding; translation initiation factor activity. NCBI's taxonomy places the organism in Eukaryota, Metazoa, Arthropoda, Insecta, Diptera, Drosophilidae. Bases 70 to 567 code for a protein of 165 amino acids. Gene Ontology annotation, cellular component: nucleus. The transcript is spliced from 2 exons.
CGUGGUCACACUACCUAUUGUGUACAAACAAAAUUUAAAAAUCAAUUUUUCCGUUUUUGCUUGAUAAAUAUGCACCGUUCACAUCCGAGUACCACGCGACGGAAGCAUUUGAUUAAGGAAAUGAUGGAGGAUGACUAUGAGCUGCCCACAGAGCAGCAGCAGAUCGUGCGCGUCGUCAGCAGUCGCGGCAACAAUCUCCACGAGGUGGAACCAGCAACGGCAGAGUCGGAGAACUUUCUGGUGUCCAUGCCCAACAAAUAUCGCAAAAACAUGUGGGUAAAGCGCGGCGACUUUCUGCUGGUGGAGCCCAUCGAGGAGGGCGACAAAGUCAAAGCAGAAAUUUCCAAAAUUCUCACCAACGACCACGUCAAGGAGUACACCAAGGCGGGCAUAUGGCCGGAAAGAUUUGCCAAGAAUCCCCCACAGGCGGCCAAAACACAAAACGACGAUGAGGAUUCCGAUUUUGAGGAUGAUCUAACGCCGAAUACAAACCGUCCCGUGCAGGAAUCCGCUGAAGAGGAUGACGACGAGGAUGAGGAGACUGACAGCAGCCAGGAUGAAGACUGACACGAGUUCACUAGUGCAUUGUGGAGGUGCAUUACAAAAUUUUAGCUUUGUAUAUUUUCAAUUUUUCGAUUUCUUUUUCCUUUCUUUACCAUCUUUGAAAUUGUAACAAAAUAAUUAGAUGGUCAACUACGAAUUAA